UCAGUGACGCUUCUUUCUUCUCAUUACGGCUGAAUGCUCGAUUAUAGCAUGCGCUGAUCACAACGGUUGUGUUUUCUGCAUGAAAAACGUGCACGCAAACAACUUGUAGCGACAAUACAGUAGGCUCCAUAGCGAAAAGCGUCUGCCAUUAUUAGCAUUGCGCGACGGUUUUUGAAUGACUUACAAUCAUACAUUGAACCUCAUCAAUGCCAGCUUUGUGACGUUCUGAGCACCUAGUCCUUUUCUUGGAGGAGCGUUCGCUUUCUAUUUUUACUGAUGCGGAAGUAUAAUCAACAAGAGUGACGUUUUAGAGCAGACUUUUCUGUACUUGAGAUACACUCCUGUAGUAGUCUGCUGGGAGUCGAAGAGAGAAGUUAGACAGAACCAGAGGAUAUAUGGACAUGGUAUGGGAUAUUAUACAAUCAGUUCAUCUAUUGUGUUGGUGACUAAAGUUGUACUUAUCUGCUUGGUCAUCGAGAUGCUGUGAUGCAAGUUCCCUACUUCAAGCUGAGUUCUCUAUGGUGAAUAAAGUCAUUUCGGACAACGUUUAUAGGUCUCAACACUGAAGUGGUGGAUAUAGUUCUACAGAUUACCUAUACGCCGCCAAUCUACUGGCGCCCAUUGCGGCGAAGUGCUUGGAAUCUUAUUGGAGGGAGGUGAAAGGUCAGAUACCUUGAGCAAAGAUGGAGGAGGUAGACUACAAGAGGGUUGGGGAGAUCAUGUGGACGGACAAACCUUUCAGGCUCCGAGAACUACCGGCUUCCUUUGGAUUCCCGCUCCUCAUCAAGGUGACGAAGGGGUCGGACGACAUGGAACACAAGGAGAAGUUCUCGACAGGAGAGAUUCUACGGAUUGACGGAGAAGAGAGACAGAGGCGAGUUAUUGCGGCGGACUCGAAGGGCAGACACUGGAGUUUUCCUGUUCAUAUCGGAGCCAAAUUUGAUGUCAAAGGCAAGAAAGAUAGGCGCAAUUCGAUGUACAUGAGCGAGAUUGUGGAAGCGAAGAAGCUUCCCAAAAAGUUCUGUUUCGCUAAGAAGGAUGAAAUGCAGAUGAGGAUUACAGGAGAGGAGCAUUCCGGACCCUUAGUAGAGGGUGACUUCAAGACCAAGGAAGUGACGAAGGUCAGGAUCUUCAAGGCAAACAGGAUCAGUGACGGCGACAUCAAGCUCAAAGUUGUUUUUCUGCCUGCCUACAUGGAUGUCGAGGUUGUCAUAGCAACCAAAUUUGCUUGUGAACCGGAUGCAUAUUGGGAGGAGUACAUGGAUGCGAUGACGCGUGAUAUUAACAAGAAGGUCAACUUGAAUAUGUACAGGGGCAAAUCAGAUAUCCAAAUUUACGAGUUCUCUGAGAAGACCAAAAAGUCAAAGGCGAAAACAGAGUGUUUGUACGAGGAGCAACCACCGACCAAGAUCGUCUCCGUCGGGAGCAUCAUCAAACAAAGACCAUCCAGUACCAAAAGAAGGACACCGACAAGGACGCCCUCUACGUUAUCAGAUGGACGAUAUCCAAAUAUGAGGCCGUUUAGCGCUCCGAAAUCUGAGCCAGAGCCAGAGGAACCGCAACGAGCAGUAGCGGAUAUCUUGAACGAUCUACGGGACAAAGAUGAAUCUGAGAUGACGGAAGAAGAGAUUCGCGUUGCCAAGCACCGCAGGAUGUUGCUUGCCAUGUUCGCUGAGGAGGAGGAAGAGGAAAAGGAGAGGAGACGAUCAGGAGCGUCUUGCGAGGUUGAUGAGGUUGACGGGGAUGCCAAUGAUGAUGAUCAGAAUGAUGAUAAUAAUGAGGACGAUGAUGCCGACGAUGACGAGGAUGACGAGGAUGAUGAUCAGAAUGAUAAUAAUGAGGACGAUGAUGCCGACGAUGACGAGGAUGAUGAUAAUGACAGUAAUGACGACAAUGACGACAACGAUGAGUCAGUGGACACGAGAGGAGAAGAAGAUAGGGAUGUCCUAGAUGAAGUCCAGCGGCCCCGAUCACCUGGUGAUGGUUCAACCAUCUCAGCCGAGUCGGAAAACAACGGAUCCGUCUGUGUCGAUGUUUCUCCUGCAGAAUCAAAGCCUCCUAUACCCGCCCCUCGUACCCAUGGUUUAAGUCACAAUCAAAGUCCCUCAUCACCAAACCUGCAACCUCCGGUCCAGCAGGUCGAUAAACCCAUCACAAAAUCCCCACCACAAAAUCCGCUCAAACCUCAGCUUAAACCAAAGCCAGCUCUACCAGGGAAAAAACCAACCCUUCCGCCGAAUAAACCUGCUGUCCCCUCGCAUAAGCCCUCUCUCAAGCCGCCAGUAGUCCCACAUGGUUCGACCGAACACAGUCAAGCUCGGGUGGUUAAUUCGUCCGAUCAAAUCCGCUUUGCGAAUAUCCAAGACAUUCCUGCCAACCUCAGCGGCCUGACUAUCGAUGACAUGUGUAAGGCCUUGGAAUUCUUAUGCCUUGAUAAAUACGAAGCUCAGAUCCGAGACAACAAGAUAGAUGGCGAGAUGGCCUUGGAACUUUCUGAAGACACGCUCAAAUCAGACCUAGGUCUCAGUGGCCUCGAUGCAAAGAAACUCUAUAACUUCAUCCAUCACAAUUGGAGACCAGUUUGAUGUAGGUCUUUCCUCCUAAACAACUCAUCACUAGAAACUAGGAUUUUGUUACUGAUAUUGUUCUUGUUGCUAUCAUAUAUUGUGGCUCAAUUUUUGUUGUAUCCUUUCUCAUUUUGUUUUUACAUAUGUGCUAUAUUUUUUAAGUAAUCAAUGCUGUUUUCUCUGAUACACUACCUACUACAAAUGAUAAACUCAAAACUCUCUAAAACGGCCAUCCAUAAUUAUUAUACCAAAGCUCUUCGUUGUUUAAUUUCUCUCGCGAGAAUUUUCGUUUCAAGUGUACACUUUACAUCGACAGUGAACCUUUAUAUAGAGGUGAGAUAUUGUACAAUGUUUGACUUAAAGAGAAAAUUUAGUUUUGGGGAGAGGUUAAAAAUAAUUUGUGAGCGUUAUCAUUGUUAUUAUGCAAGUGUGGAAGGACAUCAGAGAAAAAAUGUUCCCUGAAAAGCAUGGGUCUUCAAAUGC
This is a messenger RNA of Strongylocentrotus purpuratus (purple sea urchin), 3050 nucleotides long. RefSeq names its product histone-lysine N-methyltransferase SETD1A. Gene Ontology annotation, molecular function: protein binding. The transcript has 7 exons. Bases 684 to 2585 code for a protein of 633 amino acids. Lineage: Eukaryota; Metazoa; Echinodermata; Echinoidea; Camarodonta; Strongylocentrotidae. The record is from RefSeq and is a predicted model, not a curated record.